Messenger RNA from Dimorphilus gyrociliatus, 1543 nucleotides. The record is from the annotation of a GenBank genome assembly. NCBI's taxonomy places the organism in Eukaryota, Metazoa, Annelida, Polychaeta, Dinophilidae.
UCGUUUUUGCUGAUUAUCGCUCUCUUUGUGGCGUGACAGCGGCUCCUUCGUAAUCCGUCUCGAGUAUAUCUGUUAUAAUGGGUUUUGGUGACUUGAACAGCGAAUGUGGCAGUAACUGCCUCAAUUCUUAUUUAGUAGACAAGAGUUAUAUUGAAGGUUUUGUGCCUUCACAAGCCGACGUGGCCAUUUUUUCUGCUCUGAAAUCUGCUCCGAGCGCCAAAUUCGAAAACGCUUUAAGAUGGUACAACCAUAUCAAAUCUUACGAGAGUGAAUUUUCUGCCCUACCUGGUGUAAAGAAGAGCGUAGAAGAAUAUGGUAGUUGCUUGAAAAAAGCAGAGGCCGCUAAACCAGCAGCAGAUGACGACAGCGAUGAUUUAUUCGGCUCUUCUGAUGAAGAAGUAGAUGAAGAAGCCGAAAAACUUCGUCAAGAACGUCUGGAAAAAUAUGCCCAGAAAAAACAAGCUAAGCCGGGAGUCAUCGCCAAGUCCAACAUCAUCCUCGAAGUUAAACCAUGGGAUGAUGAAACCGAUAUGAAAGAAAUGGAGCGCCUCGUUAGGGAAAUCAAAGUUGACGGUCUCUUGUGGGGAGCCUCCAAAUUGGUACCUGUUGGUUAUGGUAUCAGCAAGCUCCAAAUUUCCUGCGUUAUCGAAGACGAUAAAGUCAGCGUCGACGACCUUACAGAUAAAAUCACAGAAAACGAAGAUUACGUUCAAAGCGUCGAUAUUGCUGCUUUCAACAAAGUUUAAAAUUUCAAAAGUUGAAUACAGAUUCACAUUUUGCAGUGAACUAAAGCCAUUUUUCUAAAAGUAGUCUCUUGUAGAUUUUCGUCUUUUAAAUACUUCGGGCGUUAGAUGACGCUUCCUUUCUUCUAUUCUAAUUCGAGUUCGAUUGUUAUUCUUAGUCAACAAAUCACCUUUCUUUUUCGCUGUAUAACACGAGAGAACACUUCCAAGAAGAAUUAAUACGAAAUUCACUGUCAUAAUGACAGUUAUUUCAUUUAAGUUUUUAGAGCUAACUAUCCCUUUAUAAUUAUCCUUUUUGUAGCACAUUUUUCUUUCCGUGUCCUCGAGUCCGCAAUCACGAAUAUUAGAAAUUGGCUCAGGUGAAGAGCAAUUUCGAAAUCGUUCUUGAAACUGUAUUUUAUUUAAGUUUGGAUUUAAUUGCAAACAGUUUCCCCACUGUCCCCAUUCAGACCAUUCACCAAAUAGUGGACGCCAGCAAACGGUUGCGUGCUUCUCGGAACAACUCUUAAGGUUAAACUCUAUAUCAUGAUCAAGUGUUUUUAGAUUUGCAGUCACGCAUUUUUCAACAUUUGACGAGAGGAGGCCAAUCUCCCUGAUGAUUUCUGAUUUUGUUGAAAAUAUUUCUGUAUCCCAUUUAAAGUGAUAAUCUUUAGACGUUAAACUAGUCCAAAUCAUAACCUCUCUGCUUAACAAUGUAAAUAAUCUUGUAUGGAAGAAAUUCCUAAUUUGUGGAAGAUCAAAUUUAACUACGUGCAUUUCCCUGAUAUGACAGAAUUUUCUAGCUUGCGAGUAGUUUAAAC